Messenger RNA from Penicillium pulvis, 987 nucleotides. RefSeq lists its product as uncharacterized. NCBI's taxonomy places the organism in Eukaryota, Fungi, Ascomycota, Eurotiomycetes, Eurotiales, Aspergillaceae. The record is from RefSeq and is a predicted model, not a curated record. Gene Ontology annotation, molecular function: protein binding. Bases 1 to 987 code for a protein of 328 amino acids. The transcript has a single exon.
AUGGAUGACUACUUUAACCUGCCAGCUACGCCUGAUCCUUCAAAGCACAAGAUGAACAUAUCGAAUAUUCCAAAUGAAAUCCUUCAUCAGAUAGCCACUUUCCUAGACUAUGAUUCCGACAUUUUCGCUUUAUCACAAACCUGCAAAGAUCUCCAUUCUAUUGCGGAUCAUAUCUUGGCACCCCGAAAGCCAACAGACCCUCAGUCAAGCCAUUAUCUUGUGUUGUUGAAGCAUGUCCUGACGAAACGCGAUGUUGAUAAGUUGCACCGUCUUUUGACGUCAACUAUCAAGCUUCCACAAGAUGAAAACAUUGUUGGAUUUAUCUCGACCUUUGCCGUGAAACGCGGUUACUUGGAUAUUGUUAGGCUUGUUGUCGACAAUUACCCGUCUUGCCUGACACAAACUUAUCAGGGGAUGUCUCUCACCAAAAUCGCGGUGAGAUACCACCAUUCAAAAAUCAACAGGUUCUUAACUUCUCGAGGUUGUCUCGACCCACGACCCGAAAACAGGCACAUUUUUGAUGCCCUGGAUGAAGGAUCGCUAUCCAAGUUCCGACAUGCCAUUGAGGUCUUGAAUUGUCCUAUUGACUCCAAAACAGCCCUCACAAGUGACUUAGGGUACACUUUCGUCGCUGAGGUUCAUUUUGCUCCACGUACUCCAUUGUGGGUUGCUGCUUACAAGGGCCGAUUGGACAUCGUCAAGUACCUUCUAAACCUUGGUGCUGAUACAAGCAUCCGAUCUGAUCCCGUGCCGGCUCUCUUCGCAGCUGCAAUAGCUAAUAAACCCAAAGUUGUGAUCUUCUUGUUAGAAUCAAGCGCACAUCCAGAUCUACAGAAAAUCGGAUGUAAUGCGUGGAGAAUCUUAACAGGUUGCAAGAACAGAAUGACAGAGCUCCUGAUUGAAAAGCUUGAUAUUGAUGCUCUGACGCUUCAAACCUUCAAAUCAGUUGAUUCCACCGAUCCCAAACGUACCGAGGAUGUCAAAUGA